This is a messenger RNA of Gadus morhua (Atlantic cod), 3324 nucleotides long. Its product is annotated as protocadherin beta-15-like. Gene Ontology annotation, cellular component: plasma membrane. Bases 372 to 2774 code for a protein of 800 amino acids. The record is from RefSeq and is a predicted model, not a curated record. Lineage: Eukaryota; Metazoa; Chordata; Actinopteri; Gadiformes; Gadidae. Gene Ontology annotation, molecular function: calcium ion binding. The transcript has a single exon. Gene Ontology annotation, biological process: homophilic cell-cell adhesion.
CCCAUUCCACGUGGUGCAAAUAUGUCGUAAGUUAUUGUUUAACUCAGUCAGAAGAAAAAACAAAAAGCACAAGUAAAUAUAAUAGCGUUUGGUGUUACAUGAGCUAACGCCACUUUUACAUGUUUAUACUCCGUUAUGACUUAAGGUGUCGCUAUUCACCAACAAUAGAUUCCAACGUGAUAUAGUCGUCAGCCUUUCCCCAUCCACCUCCUGACGAGAGCAGAAGGCAGACAAACCCGGAGAUUCGUCGAAAAACGUCGGGCUAUCAAGGGCUGAUGGUCUUUCCCUUUUUUCGAUCGAAUACAUUUAUUUAGACGAGGAUAUAAAUAACGAAAUCAUAUUUUAUAUUAUUACAUACUUGAUUUACAAGGAUGGAAUACAAAGGAUUGGGUCUUUGCGUGUUUUCAUUCGUAUUAUCUGCGCUGAAUCACGUUCAUGGCGACCUGGACUAUACUGUUCAAGAGGAGAUGAAGGGUGGAUCUGUAAUCGGGAAUAUCGCCAAGGACCUGGGACUUACAUUGGACGUAUUGUCUGCUCGGAAGGCUCGUAUUGAAACAGAAGAAAACGAACGGAGGUAUUGUGACGUCAAUCUUCGGAGCGGAGAGCUCAUUGUUUCAGAGAGAAUCGACCGAGAGGAACAAUGCGGAGAAAGGCCUUCGUGUGUUCUUAAAUUCGAGCUGCUUUUAGAAUCACCAUUAGAAUUGCACCGUGUAUCACUACAGAUACAAGACAUAAACGACAACGCACCGAGUUUCCCAACUGACAGAAUAAAGCUGGAAAUCAGAGAAUCGGCUGUCAAAGGAGCGCGGUAUCGCGUCGAUGCGGCUCAUGAUGAAGAUACGGGCCAAAACGGUGUUCAGACUUACACUCUUAAACGGAAUGACCACUUUCUGUUCAAUAUACAAACGUCAAGUGAUGGGACUAAAUUUGGAGAAUUACUUUUAGAAAAGGAGUUAGAUAGAGAAGAGCAGAAGGAAAUCAAAUUAUUACUUUCGGCUCUGGAUGGUGGUUCUCCCCAGAGAUCAGGCACGGUAGCGAUAGACGUCACUGUGUUGGACGCUAAUGAUAAUGCCCCAGUGUUUAGUCAGGUCGCGUAUGAGGCCAGUCUGCCUGAAAACACUGCGAUUAGAACCCCUGUAAUCACCGUUAGCGCUUCUGACGCAGACGAGGGUGUUAAUGGAGAAGUUACAUACGGACUAGGACGGGUGUCUGAAAAGUCACGAAAACUGUUCUCCCUUGAUCGACAGACCGGAGAAAUAUUUGUUGCAGGUGAUAUAGACUUUGAGGAGGGAUCAAAAUAUGAGAUUAUUGUUCAGGCAAAAGAUGGGUUUGGUAUUUCUUCAGACGCUAAAGUAAUUGUAAGAAUUACCGAUGUUAAUGACAAUUCCCCUGUCAUAGCCUUGAAAUCGUUGUCCAAUCCAGUACCAGAAAAUGCAUCACCUGGUACGGAGGUGGGAAUUAUCAACGUGCAGGAUAGAGAUUCAGAGAAAAACCGUAAGGUUAGGUGUUCUCUUCAGCAAGAUGUUCCUUAUAAACUUAUUCCUUCAAUUAAAAACUAUUAUUCGUUGGUAACAACAGAGAAACUAGACAGGGAACUAGUGUCUGAAUACAACAUUACAAUAUCCGCCACCGAUGAGGGCUCUCCUCCUCUGUCGUCAGUCAAAGUUGUUCACAUCUCAAUAGCUGACGUCAACGACAACCCACCUGUGUUUGAGGAACAGUCGUAUAGCAGUUAUGUCCCUGAGAAUAACAAACCGGGUCACAGCCUGUGUUCUGUUAAGGCCAAUGACCCAGACUGGAGACAAAAUGGUACAGUGAUCUAUUCUCUUUUACCUGGUGAAGUAAACGGUGCUCCAGUCUCCUCUUAUUUAUCUGUUAAUGGAGACACCGGAGUGAUCCAAAGUGUCAGGUCAUUUGAUUAUGAACAGUUUAGGAGUUUUAAAGUCUAUGUAAUGGCACGAGACAACGGUUCUCCUCCGCUCAGCAGCAACGUGACUGUGAGUGUCUUCAUAACGGAUGUAAAUGACAACACUCCUCAGAUUCUUUACCCCGCCCCAGAGGGAAACUCCUUUAUGACUGAACUGGUGCCCAAAGCUGCACAAGGAGGUUCUCUGGUUUCCAAGGUGAUAGCAGUUGAUGGGGACUCUGGACAGAACGCCUGGCUGACUUAUCAGAUCAUUAAGUCCACUGAUCUGGGACUUUUCAAAAUCGAUAUGCACAGUGGGGAGAUCAGGACCCAGCGAGACAUUUCUGAUUCUGACAACAUGAAACAAAACAUUGUAGUCGCUGUAAAGGAUAACGGACAGCCCUCCCUCUCUGCUACAUGUUCCAUGUUUUUACUGAUUUCUGAUAACUUGGCUGAAGUACCAGAACUGAAGGACAUGGCUUUUGAAGAAAGCAGUACUAAAUUGACAUCUUAUCUGAUCAUCGCGCUGGUAUCCGUCUCCACCUUUUUCCUGACAUUCGUUAUAAUCAUUCUGGGAUUGAGGUUUUGUCGGAGGAGAAAGCCCAGACUGUUAUUUGAUGGAGCGGUUGCUAUUCCUAGCUCUUAUCUCCCUCCAAACUACGCAGAUGUGGACGGCACUGGAACUUUACGUAGCGCAUACAAUUAUGAUGCGUAUUUAACCACUGGAUCUAGAACAAGUGACUUUAAAUUUGUCACAUCUUACAAUGACAACACACUGCCUGCUGAACAGACCCUGAGAAAAAAUCCAACAGACUUUGAAGAAGCGUUUGGAGAUCUUGAUGUUUCCCCUGAGGUAGGCAUAAUCUAGAGUUUCUUCCUGAUAUUUUCUUAGAUCCAACAUAAAAAAUGUUCUUUGUAAUUAUUCAUUGUUUUACACUUGCUCAUUGAUAAGCAUUUGCAACACGGAGACAAAGUUUGAAAUGUGAGGCAGAUAGUGGCUUGGGUAUUUGACUCCCAUCCAAAUGGUUUUGUGUUCAUACCCCAAUAUCACGCACGUUUGGAGCAGGAGCAAAUCAAUUAGGAAACUCACAGGGUGCUUCAGAGAGGCUGAUAAAAUGUUAGCGUUAUAAUGGAAUGAAUCAAGGGAACCAUUUUACGAUUGCAACCUUUGCUUGAGUUGAAUGGUGUUGAGUACAAGAUCAGGCAGUUAAUUUGAACUAUUGUAGUCCUUUAAGGUAAAGAUAAACCUGUUGCUCCUUGUGAACAUUCGAUUAAUGAAAUAAAGUCUUAAUUUCUUAAUAAAUGUAUUUGAAGUGAAAAUAGUAUGGAGAUUAAACUAAUCUUCAGGUAAUAAUUUAUUUCUCAAAUGAGCAUAGAUAAAAAAAUGUGCAGGUUAUAUGUUAGUAGGUAUAAGAAUA